Molecule: messenger RNA, 441 nt
Organism: Phlebotomus papatasi
Lineage: Eukaryota; Metazoa; Arthropoda; Insecta; Diptera; Psychodidae
Gene: RpS28b
Product: 40S ribosomal protein S28
Exons: 2
Coding region: 76-273 (65 amino acids)
Biological process (GO): translation; ribosomal small subunit assembly; maturation of SSU-rRNA
Cellular component (GO): ribosome; cytosolic small ribosomal subunit
Molecular function (GO): structural constituent of ribosome
Source: RefSeq, a predicted model, not a curated record
AACCUCCUUUCUUCCGGCGUUUCUGUUGUCAGACAGUCACACGUGUGAAAAUCUCGCUGAUUUUUAGGAAAAAUCAUGGAAAAACCUGUGGUUUUGGCUCGUGUUAUCAAAGUUCUGGGUCGCACUGGCUCCCAGGGACAAUGUACACAAGUAAAAGUGGAGUUUAUCGGAGAGGUGAACCGACAAAUCAUCAGAAACGUCAAAGGUCCCGUCCGGGAAGGAGAUAUUCUUACACUCCUGGAAUCUGAGAGGGAGGCCAGAAGAUUGAGAUAGACCCUCCACAUCUCUAUAUUCCUAAGUUAUGUCUCCGGAGGAUGUUUUUUGGCUGAAAAAUUCCCAGGACGAUGACCAAAAGUUGCAGAGUGGGAUGUUUGAUGCCAAUGGAUAAGAGAAUAAAUGUCAUCUGGAUCAAAAUACUAGGUGAUUUAAUUUUCAAAGUGA